AAGCUCCUCUAGAGAAUGCUGUCAUCUCAUUACUGUCUCUUGUGGACUGGUGGAAACUACCAAGAAGACAGGGGUUCCACAGAGCAGCAAAAAGCUACGUGGCUUAGACUUUUGUUGCCCUCUCAUCAAGAAUACCCUGCAAGCAUAUAGCCAACCAGGGCAUGUUACCUCCAGGCUGAAUAUCAGGAAGAGAACAAGAAGGACACAAAAGAGGGUCACGAAGCCAAGAGGGAAUGGCAUCUCAGGAGGACUAUGGAUCCAGGACUAAGGAGCAACUUGAUUUGGAGGCAUAUGGAGACUCUUCACUGAAACUGUCUAAUGUGUCACUUGCAAGUGGAAGCAGUAGCUCCUCCUCACCUGAGGAGGAGCCAGGAAGGACGGAGCCUGCAAAGCCACUCAUCUCCCACAAAGCUUCCCAUAAUUCGUAUGUGGAACUUCAUGAACUGGUCAUGGACAAGAACAAUGAGUUCCGCUGGAUGGAGGCUUCUCACUGGAUCAAACUGGAAGAGGACUUUGAGGAGUUGGGGCAUUGGGGGAGACCUCACCUUUCAUAUCUGACUUUCCAAAGCCUUCUGGAGGUGCGCAAGGCUUUUAGCAAAGGAACUGUCCUUCUAGACCUGCAAGAAAGGAGUCUAGCUGGGGUUGCCAAUCAGGUGCUUAGCCAAAUGAUCUAUGAAGGGAAACUCAAGCCAGAUGACCAAGAGGUGCUUUUAAGAACUCUCCUACUUCAGCACAGUCACCCUAAUGAAUCAGCUUCAUUAAACACUCUCUCACCUGCACGGGUGCAACGGACAGAUGCCAAAGACGCAGCUCAACCACUGUUGCAAGAACAUCGCCAAAUUGAGAUGAAGACCUUUUUUAAUGGCUCAGAGCAGGGAGAGUCAAGUAAUAGUGGUUUUAAGAAACAGCUGUUAGAUAAGAUCCCUCCUGACUCAGAAGCCACUCUGGGAUUGGUUGGCUGUGCCACCUUCCUGGACCAUCCCACUCUGGCCUUUGUACGCUUGAAGGAGGCUGUGGAGCUGGACUCUGUCCUGGAGGUUCCUGUCCCUGUCAGGUUCCUUUUUGUGGUUCUGGGCCCUGAUUCUCCCCACAUUAGCUACCAUGAAAUUGGGAGAGCCAUCUCAACCAUGAUGUCUGAAAGGGUAUUUCGCAAUGACUCCUAUUUGGCAGAAAGAAGACAGGACUUAGUCAAGAGUCUGGAUGAGUUCCUAGACUGUUGUAUUGUCCUCCCACCCUCUGAGAUCCAAAAUGAAAGACUUCUCAAGAUGCUGUUGCCAGUGCAGAAGGAUUUCCUAAGGAAGAGGUACCUCCCAGCAGAGAAGAAACUGGAAGAGGAGCCUCUGAAAGAGCAUGAAUUGAAAGGCCAUGACAUCAAACCAGAAGAUUCUGAUGAUGCCUUGCGACGAACCGGAAGGAUUUUUGGGGGGUUAGUGAAAGACAUAAAACGUCGGUACCCCAAGUAUCUCAGUGACAUCAAGGAUGCUCUGAAUCCACAGUGCCUGGCUGCGGUCAUCUUCAUCUAUUUUGCUGCCCUUUCUCCUGCCAUUACUUUUGGAGGCCUUCUUGCUGAAAAGACAGACCGCCUGAUAGGAGUCUCUGAGCUUCUGCUUUCCACCUCAGUUCAGAGUGGACUCUUUUGCUUGCUUGGAGCUCAGCCUCUGCUUGUAGUGGGAUUCUCUGGCCCCCUUUUGGUCUUUGAAGAAGCUUUUUAUACAUUUUGUACGAAUUAUGGCUUUGAGUACAUUGUGGGGAGAGUCUGGAUUGGCUUCUGGCUGAUACUGUUAGUAAUAUUGGUAGUGGCUUUUGAGGGCAGCUUCCUGGUGCGAUACAUCUCCCGCUAUACUCAGGAGAUCUUCUCAAUCCUCAUCUCCCUCAUCUUCAUCUUGGAAACCUUCUUCAAACUCAUCAAGAUUUUUAAAGAGCACCCUCUGAAAGAAGCAUAUAAAAACAUCACUCUUUCCAGAGAUGAAGAACCAAGUGAUCCUGCACCCAAUACUGCUCUGCUUUCUCUGGUGCUCAUGGCAGGAACAUUUUUCACUGCUUUUUUCUUGCGCAAGUUCAAGAACAGCAGUUUUUUCCCUGGCAGGCUUCGACGAGUGAUUGGUGACUUUGGUGUCCCUAUUGCCAUCUUCAUCAUGACAUUGGCAGAUAAGUUUAUUAAAGAUACCUACACUCAGAAAUUGAAGGUCCCCAAAGGCCUUCAAGUCUCCAAUCCUGAAAAGCGGGGUUGGUUUAUCCAUCCAUUAGGAAAUGGAUUCCCCAUAUGGAUGAUGUUUGCUGCAGCGUUGCCAGCUCUCCUGGUUUUCAUUCUCAUCUUCUUAGAGACACAGAUUACCACGCUGAUUGUAAGCAAACCUGAGAGGAAGAUGGUGAAGGGUUCAGGUUUCCAUCUCGAUCUCCUCCUUAUUGUUGGCAUGGGAGGUAUUGCACCACUUUUGGGCAUGCCCUGGCUGAGUGCCACCACAGUGAGGACUGUCACACAUGCUAAUGCUCUGACAGUUAUGUCCAAGACUACCGUGCCAGGAGAAAAGGCCUGCAUCCAGGAGGUCAAAGAACAGAGGGUGACUGGCUUCCUGGUGGCUAUACUUGUAGGCCUCUCCAUACUCAUGGAGCCCAUCCUGAAGUUGAUUCCACUUGCAGUACUCUUUGGCAUCUUCCUUUACAUGGGGGUGACAUCUCUCAGUGGGAUUCAGCUAUACGAUCGCAUCCUUCUCAUGCUGAAGCCACCCAAAUACCAUCCGGAUGUGUCUUAUGUUACAAAAGUAAAGUCCUGGCGUAUGCACAUCUUCACCCUCACCCAGAUUCUCUGCCUAGGAUUGCUGUGGGGAGUGAAAUCCAGCCCAGCCUCCCUUGCCUUGCCUUUUAUCCUCAUCCUGACGGUCCCUCUUCGACGCUUCCUGCUCCCUGUCAUUUUCACAGACCUUGAGCUCAAGUGUUUGGAUGCUGAUGAUGCUAAUGUGACUUUUGAUGAGACAGAAGGCCAAGAUGUCUAUGAUGAAGUCCAGAUGCCUGUUUGAGCACCCAGGGUGCUGCUGCCAUUAGUCAAAUGAGGAACCAAAAAUUCUUUCCAAAAACAUUGGACAACAUCAGAAUCUGGAGGAAGAUAUCCCUAUAUCUAUAUGAAUCAGAGUGUGUGUGUGUGUGUGUGUGUGUGU
Molecule: messenger RNA, 3155 nt
Organism: Candoia aspera
Lineage: Eukaryota; Metazoa; Chordata; Lepidosauria; Squamata; Candoiidae
Gene: SLC4A1
Product: solute carrier family 4 member 1 (Diego blood group)
Exons: 20
Coding region: 234-3017 (927 amino acids)
Biological process (GO): bicarbonate transport; transmembrane transport; regulation of intracellular pH
Cellular component (GO): basolateral plasma membrane; plasma membrane
Molecular function (GO): monoatomic anion transmembrane transporter activity; solute:inorganic anion antiporter activity; bicarbonate transmembrane transporter activity
Source: RefSeq, a predicted model, not a curated record